Molecule: messenger RNA, 1735 nt
Organism: Falco peregrinus (peregrine falcon)
Lineage: Eukaryota; Metazoa; Chordata; Aves; Falconiformes; Falconidae
Gene: EBI3
Product: Epstein-Barr virus induced 3
Exons: 7
Coding region: 278-1450 (390 amino acids)
Biological process (GO): cytokine-mediated signaling pathway
Cellular component (GO): membrane; external side of plasma membrane; signaling receptor complex
Molecular function (GO): cytokine receptor activity; cytokine binding
Source: RefSeq, a predicted model, not a curated record
AGGGAACCUUUUGUCCAUGAUAGGGGGAAAGUGAGGCUUGUCCCCCCACGGGCUCAGCCAGCCCAUAGCCAAGGUGGGCGAUGCCAAGAGCAGGAUCCGUCCCUGUGGUGCUGGGCUUGUUCACAGUGGGGACCUCAGCUCAGCCCCCAGGCUGGGUUUUGGGAGCCUCUGUGAGGGACAGUCCCUCCCCAGAUGCCCUGGGUGGUGGGGGCCAUCCGAGUGUGCUGGCCCCUUCCCUGCUCGAGGCCCAGCACGACCCAAAGCCCCGAUUCCUGGCAUGGGGCCACGGGGGUGGCUGCGGGUCCCCCAUGGGGAGCCCCGGUCACACGGGGUGCGUUCGCUCCUGCCUCUGCCCCCUCCUCCUUCCUGGCAGCAGGAUUUGGCCACUGCGGUGAGAACCCAUCCCCUGUCCCCAGGUUGUGCGGCAAGGCCAGAAGGGAAACUGAGGCACAGCACUGUGGGGUGGCCUGGAGACAGGUCCCUGGAACUGGGCAGCUCCGCUGUGUCUCCGGACAUGAAGUGGCUUUGGGUGGUGGCUUUUGUGGCACCCACCUGCACCGUUCCCUACAACGGCACGGCAGGCAGCCCUGGGGACAAUGGGGACAAUGGGGACAGAGGCCGCUGCGCCCUGCAGCAUGGCACCCUGGGCACCCUGGUGCUGCUGCGGUGCCCGGCUGCAGCAGGGGGGCCGGCUGAGUGGCGCUGGGGCAGGACUGUCCUGGGAACGUAUCCUGCACCGGGGCUGGCCCUCCCCAACGCCAGCCUGGCCCACGAGGGCCACUACAGCUGCCACCACCCUGGCACCGGCGAGACCUGGGCCACUGUCUGCCUGCAGCUGGGCUAUCCCCCUGCACUGCCUGCCGUCGAGUGCUGGGCCAUCAGCUACCCGCAGGCAGUGAACUGCUCCUGGGUCCUGGCCCCCGAGCCACUGCUGGAAACCCACUUUGUGGCCACGUACAGGCAUGGUGUGGGGGGGGCCACAGAGACGGGCGAGUGCGUCCGCACGGGGCCACAGAGCUGCUCCUUCGGGGACUUGCAGAUGUUCUCCCUCACCCCCUACGUGGUGAAUGUGACGGCCAUGAACCCCCUGGGCUCUGCCUCCAGACUCCUGCCCUUCCUCCUGGAGAACAUCAUAAAGCCAGACCCCCCCGAGGACCUGCGGGUCUCACCCAUCCCCGGGGAGACCAAGAAGCUGCUGGUGGAGUGGAGCCCGCCAGGGUCUUGGCCCUUCCCACAGUACUUCCCACUGAAGUAUCGCAUCCGCUAUGCCCAGGAGGGUGGCUCUGUCACCAAAACGAUCGGGCCAUACGAGCAGACAUCAUACACCCUGACAGGAGUGCCACCCAGGACGCUCCACCACAUCCAGGUGGCUGCCAAGGACUUCACAGACUCUGGGGAGUUCAGCGCCUGGAGCCUGCCAGCCUCGGGGAUGCCCUGGGUAGAGCCAUGACAGGCAGAGCAGGGCCAGCGUCCCCUUCCCUGUCACCCAAACUGGGAACAAGAAAACUCCUGAACAGCAGUGUAGCAUUAAGAAGCAGGCAUUCCUUUACUGUAGUGCUGGAUGCACGGGGCAUCCCAUCAGUUCUGGUGGCACCCCCAACCUCCCUCUCUCCCUUGUCCCACCGACGGACGCCACAUGCCCUGGCCACUCUGUGUCCCCAUGCCCCCAGCAGUGUGGUACCACCAGUACUGGAGGGACCCACCAGAAAAAGGCAAUAAACCAGCUUGAGGCUCA